AAUAGGAAUAUUUACAAAGAAAAGUUAGUUUAUUGGCUUUCGCUUUUCCCAAUUGAAGCAGAGAUGAAGAAAGCAGUGAUGGAUGCAUCUUCAAGUUAUCUCAAACCAACAGAGACGAAGAAAGAAGGAGAUUCGGGAAAAGAGACGGCAGAAGCCAUGGACGUCGUUGUGAAUUCAAAGCGGAAGGCCGAGUUCGAGCCUGAGGAGGAGGAGGAGGAUGAAUGGGAAGAGAGCGAUGGUGAGAUUAGCGAAGCUGAGAUGUUACAGGCGCCUGAGUGGGAUGUAGACAGCUUCGAUGGUGUAGAGUAUUACUCCUCUCCGGAUGUGCAGCUUUCCACUUUAUCCGACGAAGAGGAGGCCAUAGAAGACUACAACAUCAUUAAACGCCAGCUUAUCAACAGCAAGGGGUUUUACGCUGAUCCAAACCGAAAGCAUAUCUAUCACUACAAAGGCAUCUGUCCAGUGGGUUUGGACCGGAUCGCACUUCCCGACAGAACGUUUCGUGAUUACUGGGAAGAGAUGGUUCAUGUCUGUCUCGAAAGACACAACCGAGACAAGGAUCCCAAGGUGGAGUUCGUUGAAGUCGUGAGAGGUCAUUAUCGCGGAGGACCCAGAUCCAAGUCAUACAUUACUUUUAUGGCCAGGGAGAAGCCAGAUGGGCCACUUGUUGAGUAUCAAGCCAAGGCUAUGGUUACUCUUGAUAGAAAGAGACACCCCAUCCUCUGCAGACCCACUCCUCCUACACCAAACCCUUAAGAUUUAGUGGUUGUAACAUUUUUUUUAAUGGUUGUAACAUUUUAACUUAAGGUUCUUAAUACUUUUUGUACUCACUUAUUUUUUGUUUAAGAAUGACUGGACCUUUGAUAGGGUGCGCACCUAUGAUUUUUCAA
Molecule: messenger RNA, 890 nt
Organism: Brassica napus (rape)
Lineage: Eukaryota; Viridiplantae; Streptophyta; Magnoliopsida; Brassicales; Brassicaceae
Exons: 4
Coding region: 64-756 (230 amino acids)
Source: RefSeq, a predicted model, not a curated record